Podarcis raffonei (Aeolian wall lizard) is the source of this 3458-nucleotide messenger RNA. It is a transcript of the gene FGFR1, whose product is annotated as fibroblast growth factor receptor 1. Bases 255 to 2723 code for a protein of 822 amino acids. Gene Ontology annotation, biological process: positive regulation of kinase activity; protein phosphorylation; fibroblast growth factor receptor signaling pathway. The record is from RefSeq and is a predicted model, not a curated record. Gene Ontology annotation, cellular component: membrane; signaling receptor complex. The transcript is spliced from 18 exons. Gene Ontology annotation, molecular function: fibroblast growth factor receptor activity; ATP binding; fibroblast growth factor binding. NCBI's taxonomy places the organism in Eukaryota, Metazoa, Chordata, Lepidosauria, Squamata, Lacertidae.
GCCAGCCGCGACGGCCAGGCCAGUCGAGGAGAGCCGCCCAGCCGCCCAUUGUUUCCCGGGGCCCGCGCGGCCCUGCCGGGCUCCCGCUCCGCCGCCCGGCCCAGGAGGGACCCAGCCCAGCGUGUUUGAAAGGUUGCACCUUGGAGAACAAGUGAGACCCCACCACCUUCUCUCGUUUUGCAAACAGGCACCGAAGCUGCACACCCUCAUGGCGUCUGAGAGCUCAGUGGUCAUCCAGUAGCAGGAGAACUGGGAUGUUUACCUGGAAGUGCCUCAUUCUUUGGGCUGUGCUGGUCACAGCCACACUGUCCACGGCAAGACCAGCACAAACUCUGCCUGAGCAAGUUCUGCCCAAAGCAAGCAUUGAAGUGGAGUCUUAUUCAGCUCACCCUGGUGACCUCCUCCAGUUGCGCUGCCGGCUACGGGAUGAUGUGCAGAGCAUCAACUGGGUACGAGAUGGGGUCCAGCUCUCGGAGAACAACCGGACGCGCAUCACAGGGGAGGAGGUGGAGGUUAGGGACGCCGUGCCAGAGGACUCAGGGCUUUAUGCCUGCAUGACCAACAGCCCCUCUGGAAGCGAGACCACCUACUUCUCCGUGAACGUCUCAGAUGCUCUUCCAUCUGCUGAAGACGAUGACGAUGAUGACGAUUCUUCCUCGGAGGAGAAGGAGGCAGAUAACUCCAGACCAAAUCAAGCCAUUCCUCCUUACUGGACGUACCCUGAGAAGAUGGAGAAGAAGCUUCAUGCUGUUCCCGCUGCCAAGACCGUGAAGUUUAGGUGCCCCUCAAGUGGGACACCCACUCCUUCGCUGCAUUGGCUGAAGAAUGGCAGGGAAUUCAAGCCUGACCAUCGUAUAGGUGGAUAUAAGGUCCGUCAUGCCACCUGGAGCAUCAUCAUGGACUCGGUUGUGCCAUCAGAUAAAGGCAACUACACCUGCAUUGUGGAGAACAAGUACGGAACCCUAAACCAUACCUACCAGCUUGACGUUGUUGAGAGGUCACCUCACCGGCCUAUCUUACAAGCUGGGCUCCCGGCUAACAAGACCGUCUCCCUGGGUAGCAACGUUGAAUUUGUUUGCAAAGUCUACAGUGACCCUCAGCCCCACAUCCAGUGGUUGAAGCACAUUGAGGUCAAUGGGAGCAAGAUUGGGCCAAAUAACUUGCCUUAUGUGCAGGUCUUGAAGAGCUCGGGAAUUAAUAGCUCCGAUGCGGAGGUGCUGACCCUGUAUAAUGUGACAGAGGCUGAGAGUGGGGAGUAUGUUUGUAAGGUUUCCAAUUAUAUUGGUGAGGCUAACCAGUCUGCGUGGCUGACCGUCACCAGACCCAUGGCUGAAGCUAUUGAAGACAAGCCAGCUAUGAUGGCCUCCUCUCUGUACCUGGAGAUCAUCAUUUACUGCACAGGGGGCUUCCUCAUCUCCUGCAUGAUUGUGACCGUCAUCAUAUACAAGAUGAAGAGCACCACAAAGAAGUCGGACUUCAACAGCCAGCUGGCUGUGCAUAAGCUGGCCAAGAGCAUCCCCUUGCGCAGACAGGUAACAGUAUCAGCUGAUUCAAGUUCUUCCAUGAACUCUGGUGUGAUGCUUGUGCGCCCCUCACGGCUUUCCUCCAGUGGGAUCCCAAUGCUGGCAGGUGUCUCUGAAUACGAGCUGCCAGAAGACCCCCGUUGGGAGCUUCCCAGAGACAGGCUGAUUCUGGGCAAACCUUUGGGGGAAGGCUGCUUUGGGCAGGUGGUGCUUGCUGAGGCCAUCGGGCUAGACAAAGACAAGCCAAACCGAGUGACCAAAGUGGCAGUGAAGAUGCUAAAAUCCGACGCCACGGAAAAAGAUCUGUCUGACUUGAUCUCUGAGAUGGAGAUGAUGAAGAUUAUUGGCAAGCACAAGAACAUCAUCAAUCUCCUGGGAGCUUGUACUCAGGACGGGCCGCUCUAUGUGAUCGUGGAGUAUGCAUCCAAAGGGAACCUGAGGGAAUACCUGCAGGCUCGGCGCCCCCCAGGCAUGGAAUAUUGCUACAACCCCACCCACAUCCCAGAGGAGCAGCUCUCUUUCAAAGACCUGGUGUCCUGCGCAUACCAAGUGGCCAGAGGCAUGGAAUACCUGGCGUCCAAGAAGUGCAUUCACCGUGAUCUGGCUGCCAGGAAUGUGUUGGUGACAGAAGACAGUGUGAUGAAGAUUGCUGAUUUUGGCCUGGCUCGAGACAUUCAUCACAUAGACUAUUACAAAAAGACAACCAACGGUCGCUUGCCAGUCAAGUGGAUGGCCCCUGAGGCUUUAUUUGACAGGAUCUACACGCACCAGAGUGACGUGUGGUCCUUCGGCGUACUGCUGUGGGAGAUCUUCACGCUGGGAGGGUCGCCAUACCCAGGAGUGCCAGUGGAAGAGCUUUUCAAGCUGCUGAAAGAGGGUCACCGAAUGGACAAGCCCAGCAACUGCACCAAUGAGCUGUACAUGAUGAUGCGAGAUUGCUGGCAUGCUGUUCCCUCCCAGAGACCCACAUUUAAGCAACUGGUAGAAGACUUAGACAGGAUUGUGGCCAUGACCUCUAACCAGGAAUACCUGGACCUUUCCAUGCCAUUGGACCAGUAUUCUCCUGGUUUUCCAGACACCCGCAGCUCCACCUGCUCUUCAGGAGAGGACUCUGUGUUUUCCCACGACCCCCUCCCCGAUGAACCUUGCCUCCCCAAGCACCCACCUCAGCUUGCCAAUGGAGGACUCAAAAGGCGCUGAGACUCCAACUUCUGUGGGACGUUUGCAAACCCUCCAUGUACACAAGCGUAGCGUGUUUGUGUGCAUGUGUUGAGUGUGUGUGUGUGUGUGUGUGCGCGCACUUCGCUUCCAGCUGGACUGGUGGUGGAGCACCACAUGGGGCAGCCAUCAGCCCCCUUCCAGCUGCCAUAGUCAUGAUCUGCAGAGACUCCAUUUUGAAUAACCAAACCCACAACGCCCCCUUCUUCUCAAAGCUGCCAUGAUUGCAAGUCCUUGACCUCUGGAAGAGGAGCUCACAGGGAAUCUGUGCUUGAAUAUUUCCCAUGAACUUGAGUUGAACUGCGUCCCCUGCCCCCCUUUUGGCCAGUGACAAAACAAAAAGGCAGAGCCAGACACCUGGGCUUCAAUAGCAACCUGCUGCCACUUCUCUGACAAGGACUCUGGGGAGAACAACAUUCCUUUGAAGAGAGUGGGCAUUUUCUGCUCUCUACUUCCAAAUGCAAACAACAAAACCUCUUCACAGCUCAAGAAGCUGACAGCUAAGCCUGAGGUGCAAAGCCUGUGGCCCAAGGACACUCUGGAUUCAGCUGUCAACUGGGAAGUCUUAAAUUCAGCCAGGCGGCGGCAGCAGCACCUGUGGCUGGAGGGCCUGCUGCGUCUGUGAUGCCAGUCGGGAUGGCGCAGCGCACUUCUGCGCAUGCUUGUGCUGGGACCAAGCCUUCUAGCCCAGCAGGACUUCCUCCCAGGAAAACAGGC